UUCAUAUUUGUGAACACUUUUAUCAUUCACCAAGGAAUUCCAGGGUCAGGGUCUUUCUGUCAUCACCCUGACCCAUCCAAACCUCCUUGAACCACUUUGUAACCUCAAGAUUACCAAGAUUACCAAGGAGUACCAAGCCAAAUGGUUUCCAGUUGAGACCAGUCAAAAGGAAAAGAUGGACCCAUCAAAGGAGUUGGCUGAUGAAGAACACAAUGUCAAAAUAGAAAAUUACAAAGAUACCGUUUACCGCCUGGAUUUGUUCUACGGCAUAGUCAAAAGGCAACUGCUUCGCUACCAGAACUACAUAUCAGGCCUUUUUCCAGUCUUGUCAGACGACAAGAUCGUAGGGAGUGUGCGAGACAGCCUGUACUGCACCAAGGCGAUAUGGAGUCUUUACCAAGCAUAUCAACGGAUUGACGAUGACCGAGGAAAAUCGUAUGAGUUGGGCCAGUCAGCGGUGAAAUGCAUGCGUGGCAUUUUGCAAUGUUGGAUCAAGCAAGCUGACCGAGUUGAGGAGUUCAAACGAAAUCAAAAUUUUAAAUUUUCUCUACACUCCAAGUUUAACUUGACAACAGGCGAUGAGAUUCUAAAAGACAGCGACUACAACCACCUCCAGAUUGACAACGUAUCCCUUUAUUUGAUAUUCUUAGUCCAAAUGAUUUCAUCAGGACUGCAAAUAAUAUAUACACAAGACGAGGUUGCAUUUGUGCAAAAUUUGGUUUACUACGUUGAAAGAGCGUACAGAACGCCCGACUUCGGAAUGUGGGAAAGAGGGACAAAAUACAAUGACGGUACACCAGAAAUUCAUGCGAGUUCGAUUGGUAUGGCAAAAAGCGCUCUGGAGUCCAUCAACGGCUGCAACCUGUUUGGUGAGAAGGGCGCCUCCUGGUCUGUUAUCUACGUCGACAUCGACGCACACAACAGGAACAGAAGCAUAUUUGAAACCCUGCUUCCUAGGGAGUCGAGCACCAAGGCGGAAGAUGCAUCUCUGUUAAUGACAGUCUCCUUCCCGGCUUUCGCCACGCACGAGGUCUCCUUGGUCGUAGAGACCAAAAAACAUUUGCAUUCGCUCAAAGGAAAAUACGGAUUCAAACGGUUCAUACGAGACGGUUACAAAUCUGUUCUUGAGGACCCUUCAAGGCGCUUUUACAAAGUCAGCGAAAGCAAGGAAUUUGAAAAUAUAGAAAGUGAAUGGCCUUUGUUCCUAAUGUUCAUGAUUAUCGAUGGCGUAUACCAUGGAGAUAAUAAACAGAUUAAAGAAUAUCAAACUACUUUGAAGUCAAUCCUCCGAAAAGACAGUAAUGGUGAUCCAGUAAUCCCGAUGUACUUUUAUGUAAAAAAUGAAAACCUUGCCGAAGAGAAGGCUAACCCAGGAAGCCAGGAAAGGGUUUCAAGUGUCGAAGGCUCAGGUGAUAAGAACCCACUUUUCCUGUGGAAUCAAGCCGUUUUUGUCAUUUCUCAGUUGCUCACAUCUGGACUGCUUCAUAUCAAUGAACUUGAUCCAGUUAAGCGGCACUUACCAUCCUUCUCGCGGCCAAGGAAGAAUGGACGCUAUUCGGCUUUUCAGGGGACUGCUACAGACUUAGUAGUCCAGAUUGUAUUGAUAGCUGAGUCAAUGCGCCUGCAAGCAAUGAUGGCCACUUACGGCAUACAGACACAGACACCGCAUGAGGUCGAGCCGAUCCAGAUCUGGUCUUCAAACCAACUCGUGAAAGUCUAUGAGAACCUUGGCGUCAACUCGAAACUUAGAUUAAAAGGAAGACCACCUAGACCAGUCGGUGCCCUCGGCACGAGCAAGUUCUACAGAGUGGCAGGAACGACUGUCUUGUGCUACCCUCUUAUAUUUGAAGUUUCUGAAUUCUAUCUCUACAGAGACAUGGCAUUACUGAUCGAAGACAUUAAAACCGAGCUGCAGUUUGUAUCUAGAUACUGGAGACUCUCAGGUCGGCCUACGUUUUGCCUUCUUAUACGAGAAGAUCACAUGAGAGAUCCGCAGUUUAAAGAGAUGCUAGACUUGAUGGCAAUGCUGAAGAAAGGUUGUUGUGAGGGCAUCAAAGUGCGCACUGGAAGGCUUCAAAAUUUAAUCUCAUCUUCAUGUGUUGAACAUUUGGAUUUCGUGAAUAUGCUGGACCCGAGUGAAACCACUUUUCAACAGUUUGACCAAUUAGAACACGAAUACAUCGGAUAUCAAAGCUUGACCGAUAUUCCAUUGGCAACUUGUUAUAACGAAAAAUUUGUCGAUUAUAAAGCUUACCAAUACAAAUCGAUCCCAGAUAUUAUUGAUGCAUUGAGAAGCUCACCAGGAAUGUUUAGCCAAGCACAGCUUCUAGGCCAUCUUUUGAACAAAUGUGGAGCGAAUUACGAAGUACAAGGAAAGACAGUGACAAAACAUUUGGAGGACCUUCACAGUAAAGCAGGUUGUCAUCAUUACUGGGCUGUGGUUCGGUAUUGCAGUAGCUUGUUGAACCACACGGUGGACAGCAUUGGCCCUUUUAUCACCGCUGUUCUCGUCAGUGGUAAACAGUUGACUAUUGGUGUAAUCAGCCAGGAAGAGACUGUAUUCGAAAAGCCGUUGACCCCUGCUGAGUUCCAAUCGAUAAUUUAUUCAACAAUCCACCCGCACAGUGUCAUCGAGGCGGUUUUGCAGCAGGAGAUUGUUCUAUAUUGCGGCAGGCUCAUAGCAACUAGUCCACAUCUCUUUAGAGGGAUUCUCAAAAUCAGAGUUGGAUGGGUUGUCGAGGCUAUGAAAAUUUACUUAGAAAUUUCUCAGAAUGAAGAGACCCUUGAAAAUUUAAGCCCGUUCCAAGUUAGACAGCUUCUUUCUAAAAUUCUAUCUGUGAGUGAGUGGGCUUCGAAAGAACAAUUGUGCCCGUUGGCAAGAAGGCGGCUUGAAGGAUGUCUGUGUCGUGUUCCAAAAAAGUUUUACCAGAGGGUAUGGUGCAUCCUUUCGAGGACAUUGCAGGGUGUCAAAGUUAAGGGCUGCGUACUUCCUCACCAGCCUGAGCUCUCCGACAUGACGAGCUCGGAAUUAAGGUUCUCCCUUCUAAUUGAGCAAGCUCUCAACAAAAUUCAAGAACCAGAAUACAGGCAAAUCAUUGUAGAACUGCUUUGCAUAGUUUCCACGAUUUUGCAAAGAAAUCCAGAAUUGACUUUCAACAACGAACUCAAUCUUGACGAUCUGGUGAUGGAAGCAUUCGCCAUAUACUGCAAAGAUACAAACAGGGAAAAUUGUAACGAUGUAAAGAUCUUCUUUUCCGAAACUGAAGCCACUACGCUAGGCUAUUUUGCCAGAGCCAUUGUCAAUAAUGUGCUAAAAGGUGGCCAUUUCACGAUGUCGCUAUCAUCAGAAGAUGGCAAUAAUUGUGCUGUUUCAUGAAAAAUUUUAUUACGUUAUAUUUCCUAAAAAUUAGAAUUAAAAUUUUUUUGUUAUUAAGGAAAAAAGUGUUU
Molecule: messenger RNA, 3447 nt
Organism: Cimex lectularius (bed bug)
Lineage: Eukaryota; Metazoa; Arthropoda; Insecta; Hemiptera; Cimicidae
Product: probable phosphorylase b kinase regulatory subunit beta
Exons: 17
Coding region: 176-3376 (1066 amino acids)
Biological process (GO): glycogen metabolic process
Cellular component (GO): phosphorylase kinase complex
Molecular function (GO): calmodulin binding
Source: RefSeq, a predicted model, not a curated record